Microplitis mediator is the source of this 2643-nucleotide messenger RNA. RefSeq lists its product as uncharacterized. The record is from RefSeq and is a predicted model, not a curated record. The transcript has 2 exons. NCBI's taxonomy places the organism in Eukaryota, Metazoa, Arthropoda, Insecta, Hymenoptera, Braconidae. The coding region runs from base 163 to 1086 and encodes 307 amino acids.
CUUUGGUGAUAAAAAAAAAAUAAACAAAUAGCUCCUGUCAAACACUUCCAUAAUUUUUAAUCAUUAAGUUUAUUUUUAAAGAAAAAAGUUUUGUGAUCUCAUUAAAUGGUGCUAGAUAAUAAUUUGCAGUUACUAUUAAAUAAAAUAAAAUAAUUAAACGCAAUGUCAACAAAAGCGUUGAAUUCAAUUGCUGAUGAAUACUUUUACAAUCUCAAUCCUCUCGCAAAACGUAUCGGGGAUGAUGUGAAAGCAACAAAGGAAGCAUACGAGGGUCUGUGGAAUACCCUGAGUCUGAAAGAAAAAAAUCAAGCGAUCGACGAAACAAUUAUUCAGCCAGAAAUCGCUCUCAAGUAUACGACAAUUGGUCCCGCUGAUAAAAAUAAAGAAAUUUAUGAUUGCUACCCAAAAUUACGGAUUCAAACUGGUAUGAAGUUCGUGAUUGAUGAAACUGGAUCUACUUUGAAGUGGAGAGAUGAGCAUUCGGGACCAUUUUCAUUCAUGACUCAGUCCCAGAUGAAUCUGCAUUUGCUGGAGUUGCCAUCAGAAAUUACCAAAACAAAAGUAUCUGAUUAUGCUGAUAAAUCUCCACAUUUUUUGAGCCCGAUUAAAAUAAAUGAGAGCAGUUUUGACAGUUCGUCAAAUGACUACAGUCCGACAUCAACUCAAGUCAGUUUUUAUCAGUCAGAGAGCUUCAGUGACAGCGCCUACAGCAACGUCGAGUGCAACAGACUUAAUAACUGUGCAAAUAUUGACACUACUGGUAAUAUAUUUACAAAACUUAUUAAUAAAACUUCAUUGCUGAAGAUUAAUCAUCCUGAGGACGACUUGGAGAGUCUUGUGCCGCAGAAACAAAUAGUUAUUGGAAAAAAUAACGCUGGUGGUAAAAAUAAUGGCAAUGGCAAUGGCAAUGGCAAUGGCAGUAAGAAUCAAAUGAAUAUCAAUUUGAACAAUAGAUCGAAGUCUGAUGCCAGUGAAUCCACGGCUCUGCUGGAAACCCCCAGCUCUUAUAAUAGCUUCCAAUUUUCACAGAAUAAUCAGGAUGACGAGAUACCAAAGACUGGAUUUGAAUUUUUAGAUAACUGGUAAUUUAAGUUUUAAAAUACUCAGAUUUUAUAAAUAUUUUUAAUCAAUUUUGCGAAUGUUUUUUUACCAAAAAUAUUAACUUACAUAAUUUAUUUAAAUAUUAAAUAGGAUUAAUGAAUUUUUUAAGUAUUUAGAGUGUGUUCUACACCCUGAUUAAAAAUAUUCAUUGAAAAGUAUUGAAAAAGAUGAGAAUUGAAUCCUUUUGAAUACUUUCUAUACCCCAUGGUUUUCAUUUGGACAUGAAAUUAAUACUUUUCAAUCCCAAAAUAAUAUAAGAAUUUCUAAACUUCCGAGGAAUUGGAAAAGAUUCAAAUGAAUUGAUAUUUUUAAUCUUUCUGAAUACUUUUCAAUACCAAAAAAGUUUCGAAUUUUAGAGUCACGUAUGGGAUUGAAAAGAAUUGAAAUUUUUGAAUCCUUUUCAAUACCAAAAUAGUCCGAUAUUUCGGAUCGAGUGCAGGAUUGAAAAGAAUUCAAAUGAAUUUAAAUUUUUGAAUCUUUCUGAAUCCUUCUCAAUACCAAAAUAAUUCCAUAUUGGAAGGUAUUGAAAUGAUGAAAAAUUGAAUUCUUUUCAAUACUUUUGAAUUCCAUUUUAAAAAUUAGAAAGUAUUCAAAUGAUCGAAAUUUCAGUUUCAUUCAAUACUUUCCAAAACCUCCGUGAAAUUGAAAAGAAUUGAAAUAAUUUUCAAUCCUUUUCAAUGAAUAUUUUUAAUCAGGGCAGUUUAUGAUAAACUAUUCAAAACAAAAAUGAAUUUUUUAUUAUAGUAAACUUUUAAAAAAAUUUCAUUGGUCAUAAAGUUUAAAAAUAAUUUUGAAUCGGAUUCAAAUAAUUAUAUAUGGACAUAUAUGACGUAUAUCAACCAUAUAUACCAUAUCUAUAAGAAUUUAUGACUUAUAUAUAGAUCAUAUAUGGCCACAGGGUAGGUACCGUUUUUGGUCACUCUAGAGCCAGUUUUGGACACAGAAAAAUUAAAAUAAAAUAAUUUUCAAACCACGUAACAACAUAAUUAAUUUUAAAAAUUUCUUCAGAUACUUUUAUCUCACUAUUAAAAUGGAAAUUUUAUUUUACACUUUUUUUUUAUUUACAAUAAAGUAUUAAAUGUCCAAAAAUGGAGCAGUGGCCACAAUUGGUACCUCUACUCUAUAUGAUUUACUUUUCACCGGAAGUAAACUUUCACUCAGCUUUUAAAGCCUUUAGAACACACUCCCAAAGAUAAUAAUAGACUGAUAAUAAUUUUUUAACACAAGUAUUCCUCUAAAACUCAUAUCUAUGAAGUACAAAAAAUAAUAUUUCUUGAUAAUGAGUUUAUUUCCAUGACGUGUAUGCCAUUAUAACUUUUUACUUGUUUAUAAAAAAUUUAUAGUAAAUAUAAGUGCGUGUGUAACCAAUGGUACUUUGAUAUUAUUAAAUAAUAAUUAAUUUUUGUACCGCUGUAAUAAAAUAAAGCUACUUAAAAAAAUUUUUUAUUUUUAUUACAAGUUAAUGAUAAGCAAAGUGGAGCAAAAUGGAGUCUGCUUACGAUAAAUAAUUGGGAUAAAAAUUUAAAUUUUAAUUAAAUUGUA